UUUUUCGACAGUAGUUAAAUUUAAUUGUCUGAUUAACGUAUUCAAAUUGAUAGAAACGACAAACAUGAAAACAUUUACUUUGCUUGCCUUUGUGUGUUUGGUGUCUUGUGUAUGGGGAGAUACUAUACAGUUGGAACCAUCAGAGGGAAUUUUAAUACCAGCACCAGUUGCUGAAUCAUUACGUUUUGCUCGUUCAGCCUAUGGUGGAUAUUCGGCUGCUCCAGCAUAUGCGCCACCUGCUCCUCCUUCAUAUGCAGCACCAGCUGCACCAUCGUAUGCGGCUCCAGCUGCUCCUUCAUAUGCAACACCUGCUGCUCCAUCAUAUGCUGCUCCAGCAGCUCCUUCAUAUGCAGCACCUGCUGCUCCAUCUUAUGCUGCUCCUGCUGCACCCUCUUACUCAAAACCUUCGGCUCCUUCAUAUUCAGCACCAGCUGCUCCUUCAUAUUCCGCGCCAGCUGCUCCCUCAUAUUCUGCACCAGCUGCUCCCUCAUAUUCUGCACCUGCUGCUCCCUCAUAUUCCGCACCAGCUGCUCCCUCAUAUUCCGCACCAGCCGCUCCAUCAUAUUCAAAACCAGCAGCUCCUUCUUAUUCGGCUCCUGCUGCACCAUCUUACUCAUCGCCUUCAUAUUCGAAACCAGCUGCUCCUUCAUACUCAAAACCAGCUGCCCCUUCCUACUCAGCUCCAGCUGCCCCUUCCUACUCAGCACCUGCUGCGCCUUCUUACUCAGCUCCUGCUGCUCCUUCCUACUCAGCUCCUGCCGCUCCAUCAUACUCAAAACCAGCUGGUCCACCUGCAUACUCACAACCUUCAUAUUCUUUGGCAUCACCAUCUCCUUCUUAUGCAGCUCCAGCACCAGCUCCUGCCUAUUCCAAACCAGCCGCCCCGGCUCCAGCUUAUUCUGCUCCAGCCCAUGCACCUUCUUACAAACCAGCCGGAAUACCAGCACCACCAUGUCCCAAAAACUAUUUGUUCAGUUGUCAACCCAAAUUGGCACCAGUUCCUUGCGCUGCUCCUGCUGCUUCCUAUUCUGGUGCUUACUCUCACUAUGUGCCACAAUACGCCAUUCCAGUUGUCAAGGAAUUGUAUUGAGAAUCUUAUUGUUAAUCAUCGGCUUUAGACAAAUAAUUCAAUUUAAAUUUAAGAUUAAUAAAGUGCAUUU
Messenger RNA from Lucilia cuprina (Australian sheep blowfly), 1160 nucleotides. Its product is annotated as DNA-directed RNA polymerase II subunit RPB1-like. The transcript has a single exon. NCBI's taxonomy places the organism in Eukaryota, Metazoa, Arthropoda, Insecta, Diptera, Calliphoridae. The record is from RefSeq and is a predicted model, not a curated record. Bases 65 to 1090 code for a protein of 341 amino acids.